This is a messenger RNA of Harmonia axyridis, 4328 nucleotides long. Its product is annotated as membrane-associated guanylate kinase, WW and PDZ domain-containing protein 1. Gene Ontology annotation, biological process: signal transduction. Gene Ontology annotation, cellular component: cytoplasm. The record is from RefSeq and is a predicted model, not a curated record. NCBI's taxonomy places the organism in Eukaryota, Metazoa, Arthropoda, Insecta, Coleoptera, Coccinellidae. The coding region runs from base 348 to 2741 and encodes 797 amino acids. Gene Ontology annotation, molecular function: protein binding. The transcript has 5 exons.
UUUCAGCAAGUAUUCUAUUCAAUUUCAUAAAAAGAACUGAAACAGCAUCCCAUUAUCUGAUAAGAUUUAAUGUUUCAGGAAAAACAUUAAACAUAAACACGAAAUUGAUAUUAUAUGGGAUACAAUAAAGUGCUUAUUUGAUCAAUUGAUCUCCGUACAGCUCCAGAAAUAUGUAGCAUUUAAAGAUCCGUUUGAUGCAUUUUUGUUUACUUCUUUCAUGUGAUUUGUUUGUUUGCGAAAUACAAGAUCGAAUAAGUUCAGUUUUGGAGAAAAUACUUGCUACGGUGACUACAGUUAAUGUGUGUUUUAUAAUGGACGAGAUUUAGUGAAUGUGAUUCAGACUGAAAAUGAGUCACAGUAGUGACACAAUUAAUCCUCUUUCAGAACCUCUCAGAGUGGAAACUGAUAAUAAUAGUGUUGAUGCUGAUAACACGAACUAUUUUGAAGAGAAGGAUAAUUUCAGUCAAACAAAUGAUGAUACAGAUUCACUAGGACCUCUUCCCCCUAAGUGGGAAAAAGCUUAUACAGAAAGUGGUGAAGUCUACUUCAUCGAUCAUUCUACUGGUACUUCACAUUGGCUGGAUCCCCGCUUAUCAAAAUUCCAAAAAAAAUCUCUUGAGGAUUGUCUAGAUGAUGAACUACCUUAUGGAUGGGAAAAAAUCAGUGAUCCGCACUAUGGAACUUAUUUUAUUGAUCAUGUAAAUAGACGUACUCAAUAUGAAAAUCCUGUAAUUCAAGCUAAAAGGGCAGCUUCUCAAGCAUCUGCUGUUGUUAGUCAAACCUCCUUUACUAAGGAUCCAUCUGAGUUAUGUGGACAAAGGUUUCAAACAUCAUUAGUUAAGUCUUCGAGAGGGUUAGGAUUCACUAUAGUAGGAGGUGAUGAUACUGUUGAGGAAUUCCUUCAAAUAAAAUCUGUUGUGCCGAAUGGACCUGCAUGGUUAGAUGGACAGUUACAAACAGGAGAUGUUAUUGUAUAUGUUAAUGAUACAUGUGUCCUUGGCUAUACCCAUAAUCAAAUUGUCAGGCUCUUCCAAUCGAUAAGUGUUGGUUCUACUGUGCAACUUGAAGUUUGUAGAGGAUAUCCUCUUCCUUUCGAUCCAAAUGAUCCAAAUACAGAAGUUGUCACAACUAUUGCUGUUGAUUCUCAUCUGCAGCAAGUGCAGAAUGAUAAAAGGAUGUUAGAUACAAAUUUCAACUUCUUGGAGAAUGAUGAUUUAUCAAGGGAAGAUGAAAGUACUAUAGACACUACUGAUGAAAUUGAUGAUUUGCUCAAAGGUAUAAAUAAUCGUGGUAUAAGUAAGACAGAAGUUCGUGUAGGUAUAGUGAAAGGAAAUUUAGGUUUUGGUUUCACAAUAGCUGAUAGUGCCUGUGGACAACGUGUAAAAAAGAUUUUAGAUCGACAACGAUGUAAAAACUUAAUGGAGGGGGAUAUUCUCCUAGAAAUCAAUAACAUCUCUUUGGUUAACAUGUCUCAUGAUGAGGUUGUGCAAGUACUCAAAAACUGUCCUUUCAACAAUGAAGCUUUGAUUGUCGUUCAAAGAGAUUGCCUUGCCAAACCCUUGAGUUUGAGGAAUAAGCCUAGAAAGUUGGAAAAUAGAUUUGGGAAUAAAGAUAUUGGAAGUACAUAUAGAAGUAAAACUCCUACGGCUGAUAUCUACAACACUCAACCUCGAGAAGUGCUCCCUAGUAGACCUAAAACUCCAUUGAUUGAUACACGAGGUCUCUCAAAAACACCUGUCAAGGAUCUCAAUUAUAAUAGUCACGAAUUUAUGAAACAAAAUUUCGCCAAUGAUGGCUUCAACCACGAUCACUCUCGAUUGAGACUGUCCCUCAUCGAUAAUCCAGAUGAAGAUAUAGAUAUAGACAUUCCGGAAAAUAGUUCUCAAAGUAAGCAAUCACUCGAAUAUCCUCCACCGUUACUCGAUUCUAAGUUUGGUUUGUACAUGCCUAUUCCUCAUCGAUACGACUGUACAUGCUAUAGCUGUAACAGCCAAAAAAGUAGUCUAGAAACAUGUGAUCCGUAUGACAGCAAUGGAAUGAAGAAAAGUGCAAGUUUUGAUGCUUGGCAAUCGAUGUCUCGAAGCUCAAGUAUUGAAUACAAUACGAUGGCUGUAACUCUGAACAGGCAAGAGACUGGUUUUGGCUUUCGUAUUGUGGGAGGCAUCGAAGAUAAAUCACAGGUAGCUGUAGGGCAUAUUGUGCCAGGUGGUUCAGCAGACUUAGAUGGUAGGAUCCAAACAGGAGAUGAAAUAGUACGUGUAGAUGGUUAUUGUGUUUUAAAGGCAUCUCACCGCCAGGUAGUGCAGCUAGUAAAUGCAGCAGCGACACGAGGUCAAGUGAACCUUAUUUUACGUAGAAGAAUAUAUCCCACACAGUCCCUAGUGGCACCCUAUAGCAUGGGUGGAAUGCCCUGGCUUCAUGAUCAAUCUCCACCUCCAGUUGCUCACCUUUCACCAGUAGCACCUCAACAAACGGAAACUUAUGACGUUACUGUUAGGCGAAAUGAAAACGAAGGCUUUGGGUUCGUCAUUAUAUCAUCAGUCAAUAAAAUUGGAUCGACAAUUGGUCGUUUGAUAGACGAUAGUCCAGCAGAACGAUGUGGAAAGCUUCGUGUAGGUGACUUCAUUCUUGCCGUAAACCAUAUAGACAUCAUGCACAUGAGUCAUGGAGAUAUUGUCAACCUCAUCAAGGAGUCGGGAUUAUCUGUCACACUUACAAUUGCAGCAAAUCCCAUAUUGUGAUCGCAUGAAUAUUUUUUUACACUCCACAACAGGUACCAACGAUAGUUUUAGAAUAACCUCAUUUGAACCAAAAACAUUUUGAUAGAAAGGUUAUUCCUUUUUUUUACAAUGAAAGUGACCUUAUAACUUUUCAAAUUUUAUUUAGGGUAUGGUCCGUAUAUCGCCGAGAAUUUUAGAGCCAUUACCAGUGUCAGGUAACCUGCUUCGUAUCUACAGACCGCUUGACACUUGUCAAUGGUUAAUUAAUUUUUUUAUUGACAGAAUUCUGGAGGUUAUAAAUGAUUGAUCUCUUUUAAUUUGUAAAUAACUAAUAGAACUUAAUGGCUCUGAAGGAUAUUUGUUUCAUAAUCAGAAUAAUAAAGUUUUUGAGUGUUAGAUGUCAUAGAAAAUAUUCAUAAACAAUAACCUGAAAAUUAAAAUAACAACUGUCAAGCGGAGUGGGCGUGGUUACCGAACCUAACCAGAAUAAAAGUACGGUUGCUCAGGUGACAGAUAACUCACCCAAGUUUGAGGAAAUAGUCACCGGUUUUUGAGGAAUUUGACUUAUACGGACCACCAACUUACUAACCAUAGUAACCAAAGUGAUAUACGGACCAUACCCUCAAAUUACAAUGAAGUAGUAUUAUCUAAUUCCCAAUUGGUGUCUUCUCGUUGUAUUAAGGGGAUUAGAUGAAAACUAGAAUCAUUCAUUAAUGAACAGUUGGUGUGUUUGAAGCCACAAUAAUUUUUCGUGCAUCCAACAUUUUUCUGCAGUAUUAGCCUAUUCUUUCCUAAUUCAGCCAAUAAGAGAAGCCAAAGAAAAUUUGUAACAAUUAUUUAUCACGAGUUUUACUGUGCCUUCAAAACACAAAUCCAAUUGUUCAUUUGCACUCAUAUCGAUAUUGCCUUAGAAUUUUCUGAAAAGUUUUUAUAUUGAAUUUGUUAAAUUAAUGUUGUUAACUGACCUGUUGAAUUUGAAUAAGUUAUGUGAUAAAAUUGAAAAAAACGGUUGUCGAGUUUUAGUAUUCAUCUUAGUUGACUUGUCUUUUAGAUUCAAUUUUACCGGUUUCAUUAGAUUAAUGUGUCAAGUUUUAGAUAGAUAAAGUUUGAAGGAUUGAUCAAAUGAUUCUGACACACAACACACGGUAUUUUUACUAUUUAUUGUAUGACUGAAUUAUGUAGUAGAUCUCGAAUUUACUAACAAUGUAGAACGUAUAUUGACUCGUGUUUCUGAUGAUACAAUCUUUUAUUAUCAUCAGAAGUAUGUAGGACGUUUCUACUUUAUAUUGCCAACUUACAGCUUUCCUCUCUAUGCAAUUUUAAUAUUUAUUUUAAGAUAGCAAUAUUUUUAUUUUAUAGCAUUUUUUUAAAGGGGCCUGUUUAUCUGCGACAAUAUGAGGGCUAUUUUGAUUAAUUGAUAAUCACUAGUAUUUUAUUAUUUGAAUAAGGCAGCAAGUACCAAAAGACAACUGAUGAUACUUGUAUUAUUUUACAGCGUCACUUGUUGAAUUAUUCCUUAUAUGUGCAUUUAUCAGCUCGUAUCAUUCCUAGCAGGGUUUUAAAACAUUUUCUUCCAGUCUGUAUUUCUGUAUUAAAUUUUAAAUUAUA